AUGCCAUCGGCAACGCCCAAAGUCAGGUCCCUGAGAUGGUCCUCGGACGGCAAUCAGAUGCUGGUCCUCCAUGAGCACGGCGUGCAGGUCAUGGACAGCCAUCACCGCGUUGAGAGGGUUAGAUUGGAAAAUGGCAGCGGCGGUCUUGGCCACAUUGAAUCCGCCGACUUCAUUGGGGACAACCACCUUCUCACCGUAUGGGAGUUCGGCAGGACCAAACUCUGGUACAUGAACAAUGGAAAGGCAGUGGACCUUCCUGAUGUCAAGACGACAUGCGAUGGCCGCGUCUGGCAAAUACGACCACGAUCACCACCACUGCUUGCUUUACUGUCGAGAAAUGGAGCGGAGGACUGUCUGGUGCUGCACGUGCCUCUAGAAAACAAAACGUUUCCCAUCGUCAAACUACCCACCGUGGAUGCGCAGUCAAUCUCUUGGUCGCUCGAUGGGAGGUGGUUGCUGAUGCAGGACACACCUACAGCAACUGCAACUCUACACAUUUACACCCCACACGGCUGUCUCUUCCGCUCAUACCCAUCUCCGAAGGACGCCGAAGGCGGUCUCGGGAUCAAGAGCACUGCCUGGUCGCCAGAUGGAGGAGUACUCGCUCUUGCAAAGUACGACGGCCGAGUCGAGCUACUCAACACGAAGACGUUCUCUCCAAUCGCUGUGAUCGAACACAAUACGACAAUCCACCAGCGAGGGCUUUCCUCGGAAGAACAAGCGCCCAUAUGGCAGGAGAUGGUCUCGGCCGCGAAUCUACGGACAUAUUCUCUCCAGUCCCAGCCCGUCUCUCCGCCACUCUCCAAAACAAAGGCAGACUCUUCCGAACCGAAGGCUCUGGGCAUAGCAGAGAUGUACUUUAACUGCGACGGUAGCUUUCUAGCCACGCGUGACUGCAGAAUGCUCAACACCGUCUGGCUCUGGAAUAUGUCCACGCUCGCAGCACAUGCAGUCGUCAUCCAGCACAGCAACGUGCGCAGUCUUCAAUGGCAUCCCACGCGCCCUGAGACCCUGCUCAUUGACUGCGCCGAAGGCAUGGCCCACAUAUUCGACGUAUCCUCGACACAUCCACCUGCAAUUUUCUCGACUGACAUGCGACCCAAAGCGCCUUUAACUUGGCUCACGAACCCAGCAGCCGCCAAGCCAAUCAUCUUGAUCACAGAGGCGACGAGAUUCCGUCUCCUUCACCCAGAGGGCAAGGACGAUGACGACGCGACAGAUUACGCUGCCACACCACGCGCAGGCUCAGCAGAAGCAGGAGCGGCACAAUACGAAGAGGGGGCAAGCGAGGAUUCUCUCUUCGACGUGCUAUCAGGCCGUAAGCCUCUACCUCCCAAGACCCAACCUUCACUCACCGAAACACUGGAUUUGGAAAUGGAGGAAGAGGAUAGCCUGGACGGCGCUGCUGAACUCGAGGACACAUUUCGGGAGAAGAGAAAGGUACCGGAAGUGAUUGAUCCGCUGGAUGAUAGCGAGAUCUUCUGA
Messenger RNA from Lecanosticta acicola, 1485 nucleotides. NCBI's taxonomy places the organism in Eukaryota, Fungi, Ascomycota, Dothideomycetes, Mycosphaerellales, Mycosphaerellaceae. The record is from the annotation of a GenBank genome assembly.